Ilex paraguariensis (yerba mate) is the source of this 588-nucleotide messenger RNA. The record is from the annotation of a GenBank genome assembly. Lineage: Eukaryota; Viridiplantae; Streptophyta; Magnoliopsida; Aquifoliales; Aquifoliaceae.
UCUCUCUCUCUCUCUCUCUCUGAUAGUUUCUCUCUCUAGGGUUUUCAGCAUGAGCAGAUCAGGUCAGCCUCCAGAUCUCAAGAAAUACAUGGAUAAGAAACUUCAGAUAAAGCUAAAUGCCAACCGUAUGGUGGUUGGAACACUUCGUGGAUUUGAUCAGUUCAUGAAUCUGGUGAUUGACAACACUGUGGAAGUGAAUGGCAAUGAGAAUACUGAUAUAGGCAUGGUGGUUAUCAGAGGAAACAGUGUGGUCACUGUUGAAGCGCUUGAGCCAGUAAGCAGAAUGCAGUGAUUGCAGUUUUGUUAUUUGUAUUGGUAUGGGUUACUUAUAUAGUGAGCAUGUUUACCAGCCUGGGACAUCAGGCCUGGUAGUAUGUUUGAGAAACACAUUUUCGGUCAGUUUAACGAAGAAUGAUUAGUUUCGGUGUAAUGACUUCUCUAAGUUGUCUUGGUUAAUAUGUUUUGUACUGUACUAAACAUUAGUCGAGCUCGAGCCAAGUAUUAACAAUCUAAAUUCUUUCUUGGUUUAGCUGAAAAUAUGACUUCUACUGUUCUACCUGGAUUGCCUCUGUUCAAGCUGUGUUUCAC